Molecule: messenger RNA, 8224 nt
Organism: Saccostrea cuccullata (small rock oyster)
Lineage: Eukaryota; Metazoa; Mollusca; Bivalvia; Ostreida; Ostreidae
Product: trichohyalin-like
Exons: 18
Coding region: 370-7251 (2293 amino acids)
Biological process (GO): protein localization to ciliary inversin compartment
Cellular component (GO): ciliary inversin compartment
Molecular function (GO): protein binding
Source: RefSeq, a predicted model, not a curated record
ACGAUUCUUGGAGUGUGUGGUUUACACUUAUUAUAAAUUGAUUCUAAGAAUAAUUCCAGUUGCAUGAGCAAAGUUGAAUCGGACAGUAUAUGAAUUCGAUUCUUAUUGCAAAUGAUAUCCUUCUGUUGAUUAUUUGUGGGAAUCAAUAGGAAAUUUUGCAGGAUGACGUACAAAUGCUGACAAAGACUAUCUACCUGAUCCACCGACUGCUCGCCAUCAGAAUGACUUAAUUCAAAAGGAAAACAGUAUGAGUCUAAAUGCUACAACUAAAGGGGUGACAGAGGCCUCGUAAUGAAUGAACUCUCACGCAAAAUGUCACUUGGGUUUGAGGUCUAGUUUUAUCUUAAGGAGAAGAGUUGAUACCCUGAUAUGGCAGAUUCAGAAAUAACAGAGCAGUCCGAGGAAAAAACAUCCAGUGAAGAUGAAGAAACUAGAGUCAGCAUGGCGGAUCUCAUGGAGAAUAUGUGGAAAGUGGUGGAAACAGGCAAAGAAAAGGACCUCCGCAAGUUCUUCUCACAGCAUGUGGAUCGAGACAUCCCUCUUAACAGGGAUAAUGAACAAUUCGAUGAGGAUGGAGGCCAUGCGCUUAUAUUCUGCGUAAAGGAGGGUUGUAGCAGAGGGAAUUCCUUUGGAAGGGAUUUUGUGCAAUGUGCUAGGAUAUUGUUAAAGAAUGACACAUUAGAUAUUGAUGUUCAGGAUAAGUCGGAAAGGACAGCACUACACUGGGCAGUUUUAGGUAAAAAUAUUAAUUUCUGCACCCUGCUUAUGGAUGCAGGGGCAGACCCCACCAUUGAGGAUCAUGAUGGAUUAUCUCCCUUUCACAUAGCUGUACAAAAAGGAUACAAGGACAUACUUAAAGUACUAUCCAACGGACAGAACAAAGAGAUUUUUUCGAAAAAGGAUGGCAAAGGAACUCCACCUCUGGUCCUAGCUGUCAACUCUGGCAAUAUAGAGAUUUGCCGAUUUCUUCUUGAAAAUGGUGCCAAAAUUGAUGCAACUGAUAGAAGGUUAAAACGAUCAGCUCUCCAAUAUGCAAUACUGGCAAAGAACUUGGAUAUAUUUGAUUUGCUAUUAAAAUAUAGUCCAAGUUUAGACCAGGGAGAUUACCGGGGGAAGACUGCUCUCCAUCGCAUUUGUGCCAUCAAAGAUCCUCGUUACUUCCAGAGGGUCAUCAGACAUUACGGGACAUUUCCCGACCAUAUCAUGGAGCAGGAGACUGACGAAGGUGUCACCCCCGUCAUAGCGGCCUGUCAGAGUGGCAAUUCACAGCAGCUCAAGGAACUCAUCGAUCAAGGGGCCUCGAUAAAUACCAAAGAUGACAGUGGUAGAACUGCCCUCCAUUACUGUGCAGACAAUUUGGAGACACAAUGUGCUGAAAUGUUACUAGCUAAGGAUGCUAGUUUAUUAGAGGUCAAGGAUAGUCAAGGGUUUACCCCUCUUCACAUGUCUGUUAUCAGCGGGAAUGCCCCUUUACUCAAACUUCUACUCAAAAAAGGUGCAGAUAUUCGGAGUCUGGAUAAUGAACUGCAUACCCCAACACACUGGGCAACAGUUUGCGGUCACCUUGAGAUCCUUGACAUUCUGGUUGACAAUGGAGCAGAGCUGUCGUCAGCAGACAGUCACAAUGCCUACCCAAUACACUACGCUGCGCAGAUGAACGGGAAGGACAGCAACCAUGCCGACGCCAAGGUCGGGGAGAAGGUCCUCAAAAAGUUACUGGACAGCGGAGUUCCUCAUGACGUCACCGACAAAGAUGGACGACAACCACUUCUAUGGGCUGCAAGUGCAGGAAACACCGAAUCCAUCAAAUUAUUAGUCAAAGCUGGUGCUGAUGUCAAUGCUAUUGACAAAGAUGGACUGUCAGCAUUACAUUGUGGUGCUUCAAGGGGUCACUCUCAUUGUAUAGAGGAACUUAAGAAACUCGGAGCUGACGUAAACCUCGCAGACAAAAACAACUGUACACCACUAUUUUACGCUGUCACCCUUGGUAACAAAGAGUGCACCAAGGCCUUACUAAAACACGGUGCUGACCCCAAUCACAAAGAUGUCCGCGGGAGAACGCCUAGUCAUUGUGCCUCAGUGAAGGGGUGUGUCGAGACACUAAAAAUCUUAGACAAAAGUAAGGCUGACCUCUGGGGUAGUAGCAGUAGAGGGGACUUUCCUGUCCACGAGGCGGCCCAGGGAGGCCACUGUGAUGUUGUGAAGUACCUGUUGAAGUGGAAGAACACCCCCGAUGCUGUGAACACCCCCAACACUGCCGGCCGCACCUGUCUCCACAUAGCUGCCAUAGUCAACAACCUUCCCCUCUGUAAACUGCUGCUGGACAAUGGUGCAGACAGAAACUCCUUAAUGAUGCACAAGGACAAAUCCUAUACUCCAUAUGAUGCUGCAAUUUUGAAAGGGAAUUCAGAAACUGCAGAAUACAUCAAAGCAAAAGGAGGCAAAACUGGAGGUGAUAUUGACAAUAUUCUGAACAAAAAGGACAAGAGGGACUCAAAAUCUGCAAAAUCGAGAAAAAGUAAUUUGGAAAGUCACAAAGAAGAGGAAGAGGGUGCGGAUCAGGAUAAGAAAUCCGAAAAACAGGAAGAGGCAGAGAAUUCCGAGAAAAAGGAAGAAAAACCAAAAUCAAAGAAGGAACUAGAAAAAGAAAAGAAAGAGGCAGAAAAGGCCAAAAAGGAAGAGGAGAAGAAAAAGAAAGAAGAGGAACAAAAGGCUAAAAAGGAGGAGGAGAAAAGGAAAAAGGAAGAGGAGAAAAAAGAAAAAGAGGAAGAAAAGAAAAAGAAGGAAGAAGAGAAGAAGCAGAAAGAAGAAGAGAAGAAGCAGAAGGAAGAAGCCAAGACAAAAGAACAAGAAAGCAAGGACUCCAAAGAGGAGAAGUCUGAUAAAAAUAGCGAACUUGUUGCUGCAGCAGUUGUAGCUGCAGCAGCUGCGGACGAGAAAGAGAAGAACAAAAAAGACGAGGAUAAACAAGGGAAAAAGGACGGUAAAGAGGGAAAAGGCAGUGAAGAAGAAAAGGACAGCGAAGUAAAAGAUAGCAAGGAUAAAGAUAGUAAAAAAGUAAAGGGAAAAGAUAGCAAAGUAGAAGAAAAUAGCAAAGAAAAGGAUAGCAAAGUAAAAGGAAAAGAAAGUAAAGACGAAAAGGAUAGCAAAGUAAAAGGAAAAGAAAGUAAAGAAGAAAAGGAUAGCAAAGAAAAAGAAGAGGCUGCUAUAGGAGAAAAGGAUAGUAAACAAGAAGGAAAAGAUAAAAAAGAAAAGGGCAAAGAGAAAGACUCAAAAAAAGAAAAAGAGGAUCAGCUGGAAAGUAACGAGGAAGUUGUUGUAGUGAAGGGCAAAAAAGUUGUUAAAAAGAAAAAGGAUUUUGAGAAAGACGAAGAAGCUGAGAAAGCAAGGAAAGAAGCAGAGGAAGCCAAGAAGGAUGCUGUAAAGGCUCACCAGGAAGCAGAAUUAGCUAAAGCUGCAGCAGAAAAGGCUAAACAAGAAAAACAAAAACAAGAUCAACAAAAGAAAAAAUCAGCGAAACAGAAGAAAGACGGCAAAGAGCAAAGUGCUAAGGGAAAGGGUAAAGAAAAAACCAAAACAGAUGAAAAGGUUGUGGUAGCUGGUGCCAUACUUGCUAAGAACAAGAAAGUUAAAGGUCCAGGCACCAUUCAGGAAGAGGACGAAGAGGAAGAGGAAGAAGAAGACGAAACAACAAAAGAAAGUGGAAUUGAGGCAGAGAAAGCGAGACAAGAGGCUGAAAAAUCCCAAAAAGAAGCAGAAAAAUUAAGAGAGGAAGCUGAAGAAGCAAAUAAAGAGGCAGAAAAGCUUAAGCAAGCUGCUGUAGCUUCCAAAGCAGCCGAGGAAGUAAAAGACUCGAGUAAAAAGGAAAAAGAAAAGUCUCAAAAGGGACAAAAAGAUAAAGAAGAUCAGAAGGGUAAAAAAGGAGAAAAAGAUUCACCAAGUAAAGUUAAGAAUAAAAAGGACACAACUGAAAAAGAAGAUAAAUCUAAAGAUCAGAAGAGUGCACCAUCAACUCCGAAAACGCCAAAGAAAGAUUCAGAGAAGGCAUUAACAAAAGACCAAAAAGAAAAGAGUGCUCCUUCAACUCCUAAAACAGACAAAAAGGAAUCAGACAACACUGACAAAGAAAAAGCAAGGAAAACUAACGAAGAGGUUCAAGUUGAAAAAGAUUCACCAGGAACACCAAAAGAGAAAACAGAAACUCCAAAAUCUCCAAAGAAAUCAAAGGAUAAAAACGAAGAGGAAGAUCAAUCUAAAGUUGUAGUUGUACCCCCAAAGACUCCUAAGAAGGACAACAAAAAGUCAGAUACUGCAAAAGAUAAAGGAAAAGAUUCUAAAGGUUUAGAAAAAGAAAAAUCAACUGUAAGCAAAGGUGAUAAGAAUAAAAAAUCCAUCGAAAAAGUAAAGAAGGAGAAGGAAAAGACGUCAAAUGAUCUAAAGGAAAAGGAAGGGCAACAGAAGGCAACAGAAAAACUCUCAAGUGAUAAAGAAAUCGAGGAUAAAAAGCAGAAAGGUAAACAAAAUACAACUGAAAGGCCAGGCAGUGAUAAGGUCAAGAAAACAACUGAAGAGCUUGAAGGUGAUACGAAAUUUGAAGAAGAGGAAAAAGAAAUUAAAGCACAGACACAAGAAAUAUCUGAAAGUGAUAAUCAGGCCAUAGAAGGAAAACAAAAUAGUGAAGAGAAGACAGCAGAAGAAGCAGAAAGUGGUAAAAAUAUUCUAUUGGUGGGAAAACAGGAAAGUAAUCAAAAGAAGACAGAAAUCACAGAAGGUGAUACACAGGUCAAAGAAGGAAAACAGGAAAAGAAAGGAUCUCAAGGAAAGAAAGGAUUACAGAAGGAAAAAUCAACUGUAAGUAAGGGUGAUAAGUCAAAGAAAUCUACUAAUAAAUCUAAAGUUGAAAAGGAGAAGACAUCUACUAGUAUACAGGACAGUGAAAAGGAGGCUAAUAAGCAAAAGAAGAGUAUAGACAAGCCUAAAGAAGAAACUGAAGAAGACACACUUGACGCUGACGAUACUGAGAAUGAACGAGUAGACAGUGGAGUCCUCUCACCUGGAUCGGUAGCUGAGGAAGUAGAUUUAGAUAACCAUCUUCUAGGAGCUAAAGAAAAAUCAACUGUUAGUGGAUUAGUAAAGGAGAAGGAUAAUAAGAAAUCGAAACAAUCUGGACCUGCUACAACAAGUACUCCUAAAGUAAAAAAGAGACCAAACGAAGAUAAUAAAGAAAAUAAAGUUCCUUCUAGAGAUAGUGGACGUCCAAAUACCCGAGAAAAAAACGAAUUUCAGGAAAUUGAACUUCAACCAAGUAGGGAUUCUGGACAUCAGUCCCAAUCAGAGGAACAGAAUUCCCAGACAGAAGAAAACCAAUCACAAACAAAACGUAAUUUGGUGAUAAGCCCUUCUGUUUCACCAGUUGGUUAUCAAGAACAUUCGUCAUAUCAGAAGGAUACCUUCAUUCAAACUCCGAAGUCAAGAUCAACCCAGAAAGACAGGGAAGACGACGAAGGCGAAUUUGAAUUUCCAGAAAAUUCACACGAAAAUCAGGAAGAAGCGUUAAGAUUGGCAGAAAGUCGCAAGCAAUCAAGAGAAGGAACGCUUCCAGAGACUUCGCGGUAUCAAGAAUCACCAGAGAGGCAGUCAAGAAGCAGACGGAAGGCUUCGAAAAUUCCGGACAGUGGAGUUAUUCAACCUGGAUUAAAAAGCCGUGAUAAUUCUCGUUCUAAAACUCCUGUACUGACUAACGGUCAUUCUCAACAGAACGAUGAAUAUGCAGAAUCUUCUGAAGAGGAUGACGAUGAUGUGUUAACUGACAUUAAUUUUCAAAAUCGACUCAAGAGGAUAGAAAGAGCACAGCUUGCAAAUAACAGAAGAAAAGAACAGUAUCUUUUACAGCAAUUAAAAAAGACACAGAAAGUGAAUUACAAACUUGGACCGGUUAAACCCAAAGCAAAGUCUAAUUUGACUCUAGCAGACAUGGACCGAUUGGACAAUUCAGGACGCAGGAAAAAUGUGCCAAGACGAGUGGCUUCCAUUCAAGAAAGUGUGCGCAGAUAUCAGGACCAGAGACGAUUUGUUCGCCAAAUGCAUCAGCUAAAACGCGCUCAGAUAUACACAGGACCUAUGCAUGACAUUGUGUUAUUCAGUAAAAUGAUGGAUGUAUAUAAACACAGCACCCCAGGAGGUAGUGAGAACGACCUGGAAAUGAGUGUGAUGGAUAACUGGGACAGUUACCUGAGAGAUUCAGACUUAAACUCAACUGACCCAGACCAGCUGAGGUUUGUUUCACAUUAUUAUGAUGAGGAUCAAGCUGUCAGAGAGCAGACAAAUAGGGUAAGGCGAGAGACGGCAGAAACAAGACGAGGAGUGGAGAGUCGCUCGGAAUACCUCGCACAGAGUGUGAAACGCAGAGAGGAGCAGGAAAACAAAGAAAAACAGGACUUGGACGGCAGAAUUUCUAAUAUCACUAAGAAGACAGAAGACCUCUUUGAUAAUGUGAAAGAACAAGCGGAUCAAACACUGAAAGAAGCUAAGGAGACAAACACUGGUUUAGACAAGUACUACCGAAAGGAGAGGUCGGAUCUUCUCCAUCACUCUAGGCCCCACAGCUUCAGAAGGUUAAAGGAUGAGGAGGAAAUGGAAGAACGACAUCGAUUGUUCGAGGAACGGGAAAAGGCGCGAAAAGACAAGCACACGGAGUGGCACAGGAAGAAGGAAGAGGAGUUACGAAAACGACUUAUGAAAGUGUACGGAAAUGGAUCAGAAAAUGGCUACAGUAAAUCACGAAAUCUUGGUCCCAUGAAAUCCUCGACGCCUCGAGUCCAUAGCCUGGGGAAUUCUCCGGGCUCAAGGCCCAAGUCCAACACGCUAUCAUCCAUAAGCGGGUCCCGCGCUCAGUAUAGCAAUGCAACAGACCAAGAACUCAGUGUUCAGAUGACAGAGUUUGGACUCAGACGGGUAAAAAAGGCGGAAGAUGGUGCUUUUGGCAAAGCUUCCAAAGAUCCAUCGCAGUGUAGUGUUAAAUCCUUAUUAUUUCAUAAAUCUGGCUCCUUGUCAGCCAAUUGGACGCCCAAGUUUGACGGUGAUGUAAGGCCACGAGCGGGUCUCGUCUUUGUAGAGCCCAAACUUUAUAACGAGUUUUUGAAGGAGGAGACUGAGCUACGUAAUCAGACGGCCAUGAUGGCGAGAAGUCGCUCAACGAACAUUAACACACUAGACGACGACACGACGGUUUUAGAAACGGUGGAAUCGUGACAAAUAGGAGUUAUUUAAUUAAUUAAUUAGUUAAUCAAUUUAUUUUAUUAUUUAAAGAUGUUAAAAGAGUGAAUGACUCUUUCUGUCUGUAAUACUCGAGUGCUGAGAAUGGAGCGGACGUUGUAUCUGACUUUUCUACAGUGAAAAAUCAAAGCAGACGGGACUGACGGUUUUCACUUGUUUCAUCAUUAUCUCAUGGUAUUAUACAAUAGAAAUGAAACACUUUUGUUUAAAACAUAUUGUCCCAUGUAUUUCUCAGAAACAACAAUAUUGUUUUUGUUUUUCUUUUUACAAUUUUGCUGAUGUAAAAUGAAGUGUUGAAUGUUUCUGAGUCAUGAAGAAACAACGUAUUAUUUAUCAAGUUCGCUGAAGUGUAGAAAAAUAAACUAUGCAUUUAUUAUUUAUAUUCAAUAUUCAUUUUCAUGAAUGUUGAAACACUUGUUUUAAUAUAUAUAUGCACAAUAUAUUUCAUAUAUUAGUGAACUGUUUUGCAUGUUUAUAUAAAGAAAAAGAGGUUUCUGAAGAUACAUAACUCAAAACCUGAUGCAUGCAUUUUUCAACUAUUUUGUCUUAAUUGCAACUCGUGUGUUAGCUGUUCGUCCCACAAAAGUCCAUGUUCUAUCAUGUCAUAACAUUGUGUGUUUUCAAGUUGGAGUGUACGACACCCUUAAAUUUCGUCGUCUUCUCAAAAGUGUCAACUUCUGAUAAAUGUGUUGGAGAAGAUAUAUUUCUAUUUAACAUGAUCUUUCUAGUAGUACCCAAUAGCUAAAUCUGUGAUAAACAAUUGAAAAACGCGUCUAGAAUGUUUUAUUGCAUUGAUGUUUGAGUAUGUUCCUUAAUAGUUUUCUUUGACAAUCCUUGCCAGAGUCUUUGUUAAUAUAAAAAAGUGAUUCGAUUGUUUGUAGGUAGACAUUUAUAAUGUACGAGGAACUUUGAAACAUUUGCAUGUAUUUUUCGAAAUAAAAAGUAAUGC